Messenger RNA from Musa acuminata AAA Group (dessert banana), 2837 nucleotides. Its product is annotated as ATP-dependent zinc metalloprotease FTSH 8, mitochondrial-like. NCBI's taxonomy places the organism in Eukaryota, Viridiplantae, Streptophyta, Magnoliopsida, Zingiberales, Musaceae. Bases 188 to 2644 code for a protein of 818 amino acids. The record is from RefSeq and is a predicted model, not a curated record. Gene Ontology annotation, cellular component: m-AAA complex; chloroplast thylakoid membrane. The transcript is spliced from 8 exons. Gene Ontology annotation, biological process: mitochondrial protein processing. Gene Ontology annotation, molecular function: metalloendopeptidase activity; ATP-dependent peptidase activity; ATP binding.
GUUUCUUACGAGUCCCAUACCGUGCGCCGCCGGCAGAUUCGAAGAAGAAGAAGAAGCAUUUGUCAUCCUCAUCCAGGGGACGACCUGGAAACCCUAGACUGGUUCCUCAAUCUCCGCCAUCCCCGUUAAGCGCUCAGCCUCCGACCCGAAGCCCUCGAUCUAGGGUUCUUCCGACCCAUGCGCUAGGAUGAUCUUUUCUAAGAUCGCGCGUCCUAUCUCUCGAUCUUCGCGUCGCCGAUCCGGACAUGGAUGGCUGCCGAGCGGUUUUGGCGUGAAGUCUGGAUACUCAAGAGAAGCCCUAUUGCAAGAUCCGAUCUGUCAUGGGGAUAAUGGAGGAUUGAGGUCUCUGAGGGGCUAUUUGACCUCCGUCGGAGCUCAUAGAACCCUCGGAGAAAGAAAUCACCCGGUUGAUUGGAGAUUCUUUUUGGCAAAUCCAAGUUUUAGGCGGUUCUUUUCAAGUGAAUCACCCAAUAAGAAGAAUUAUGAGAACUACUAUCCGAAGGAUAAGAAAGAAAUUCCAAAAGCAAAUGAGAACAACGAAUCGGAUUCAAAAGAGGAUUCAAAUGCGGAUGAUUCAGGAAGUUUGAAGGAGAAUCUCAUGAAGGCUUUGCAGGGUUAUGUUGCUCCAUUACUUUUUAUGGGGUUGCUGUUUUCUUCCUCUUCUUUUGGCUCCUCUGACCAGAAAGAGAUCAGUUUCCUAGAGUUUAAGAACAAGCUGCUGGAACCUGGCUUAGUCGAUCACAUUGUUGUGUCAAACAAAUCAGUUGCAAAAAUUUAUGUCAGGAGCUCUGCACGAUUAAGCAAUCAAACCAAAGACGAUCAAAUGCAGGAAACAACAACACCUGCCCCUCCUGCACAUUCUGCUAGCCAGUUCAAAUAUUACUUUAAUAUUGGAAGUAUUGAAUCCUUUGAAGAAAAGUUGGAGGAAGCUCAGGAAGCCUUGGGGAUAGAUCCUCAUGAAUAUGUUCCUGUCAGAUAUGUAUCUGAAGUAAAUUGGUUCCAAGAAUUACUCAGAUAUGCACCCACUGCAUUUCUUGUGGGGCUUAUCUACUUCAUGGGGCGGAGAAUACAGGGUGGAAUUGGUGGUGGUGUUGGCAAGGGGAAUCGUGGAAUAUUUAACAUAGGAAAAGCCCAAGUGACUAGGAUGGAUAAGAACUCUAAAAAUAAGAUAUUUUUCAAAGAUGUGGCUGGCUGUGAUGAAGCCAAGCAAGAAAUUAUGGAAUUUGUGCACUUCUUAAAGAAUCCCAAGAAGUAUGAGGAACUUGGAGCUAAGAUUCCGAAAGGUGCUCUUCUUGUAGGUCCUCCAGGCACAGGGAAAACACUUUUAGCAAAAGCUGCAGCCGGUGAAUCUGGUGUGCCCUUUCUGUCCAUAUCUGGUUCAGAUUUCAUGGAAAUGUUUGUAGGAGUUGGACCUUCCAGGGUGAGAAACUUAUUUGCUGAAGCCAGACAAUGUGCUCCAAGCAUGAUUUUCAUAGAUGAGAUAGAUGCGAUCGGUCGAGCAAGAGGCCGUGGAGGAUUCUCAGGUUCCAAUGACGAACGUGAAAGUACUCUUAAUCAGUUGCUCGUGGAGAUGGAUGGAUUUGGGACAACAUCUGGUGUUGUUGUGCUAGCUGGCACCAAUCGCCCGGACAUUUUGGAUAAGGCUUUGUUGAGACCGGGAAGGUUUGAUCGUCAAAUUGCUCUUGAUAAGCCUGACAUAAAAGGCCGUGAGCAGAUAUUCCGUAUUUAUCUUAAGAAGAUUAAGCUUGAUAAAGACCCAUCUUAUUACUCUCAAAGACUAGCAGCCCUUACGCCUGGUUUUGCUGGAGCUGACAUCGCUAACGUUUGCAAUGAGGCUGCUUUAAUUGCUGCAAGAAAUGAGGGAACACAGGUCACUAUGCAGCAUUUUGAAGCUGCUAUUGACAGAAUAAUUGGUGGUUUGGAGAAAAAAAAUAAGGUAAUCAGCAAGCUGGAACGGCGAACCGUUGCUUAUCAUGAAUCAGGUCAUGCUGUUGCUGGAUGGUUCUUAGAACAUGCAGAACCCUUGCUCAAAGUUACAAUAGUUCCACGUGGAACUGCAGCACUGGGCUUUGCUCAAUAUGUGCCAAGUGAAAACCUCUUAUUGACCAAAGAGCAGCUCUUUGACAUGACAUGCAUGACACUGGGUGGGCGUGCAUCUGAAGAGGUUCUGUUGGGGAAGAUUUCUACUGGAGCCCAAAAUGACCUCGAGAAAGUGACCAAGAUGACCUACGCUCAGGUGGCAGUUUACGGUUUCAGCAGCAAGGUUGGGCUCCUUUCGUUCCCCCAGAGAGACGAUACACUCGAGAUGACCAAGCCUUAUAGCAGCAAGACUGGGGCCAUCAUCGAUGAAGAGGUGAGAGAAUGGGUAUCGAAAGCCUAUGAGAGAACUGUUGCAUUGAUAAAGGAGCACAAGGAUCACGUUAUCCAGAUUGCUGAGCUGCUAUUGGAGAAGGAGGUGCUGCAUCAAGAAGACUUGGUCCGAGUCCUAGGGGAACGCCCGUUCGUUUCUAGCGAACCAACAAACUACGAUAGGUUCAUUCAAGGUUUUCAAGACGAGGAUAACACAAGCAACAAUCUUCCAGAGGAUGCAGCAUUGGAGGAUGAUGGUUCAUCACCGCUCAAUGGGGAAGUUGUGCCGACGUAGCUACACUUGUCUUUGAUGUAUAAUUUUGUUGACUUACACACUUCAGAUUUCAUUUGUCAAUGUAGAUGAAAGAACUGUACAAACGAGUAUCUGCAUGAGAGAAAAAACAUUGUUGGUGGUACUUAUAUCGACCCUCGUCUCUAAGCAGAUGCUUUAAAUACAAGAGAUUCAAUAAUGAGUUUUGUCGGGCUCA